AUGGAUGUAGAUGAUGGGAUGUUUCCUGUAGCCUUCGCAAUUGUCUCUGGUGAGAAUCACUCUGAUUGGACAUGGUUUUUAGAGCAGCUUAACAUGGCAUUAGACAACACUGGACAGAUUGUUUUUGUGUCUGAUAGGCAUCAAUCCAUAAUUGAUGGGGUCCGUUUUGUCUUUGGGGAUGUCCACCAUGCAUUUUGUCUUCGCCAUUUAAAGGCAAAUUUUAAGAAGAAUCUUCGAAAGCCUAUGUCAGCCAUUUUGAAGAAUGUUUUAGAAGUAUUGCUUACUGAUGCAGCAUAUGCACGGGCAACUUUAGACUUUAACAAUCAUAUGGGUGAUAUAAGGGGUAUCUCAGAAGAUGCAUAUAUAUGGUUAAUGACAACUAGACCAGAGAACUGGGCUAAUUGUCUAUUCCCUGGAAAUCGUUAUGACAAGUUGACUUCCAAUUAUGCAGAGACAUAUAAUGCAUGGAUAUUAAAGCAACGUGAACUACCCAUAAUGCAACUCUUGAACAGUAUAAGGAUGAAACAGAUGGAGAUGAUGUAUAAACGUAAGCAGAAAUUAAUUAAGUGGAAAUAUGAUGUGGGCCCUAAGAUUAACAAGAUUCUAAAGAAACGAGUUCGUAAAUCUGAGGGGCUGACCGUUAGGCGAUCUUCAAUGUCUGGGUUUGAAGUUGAGGGUGACGCAAGUACACACUCAGUUGACUUAAGUUUGAGAUCUUGUUCCUGCAAGGCGUGGGAGAUGACAGGUCUACCCUCUAUUCAUGCAUCUGCAGCGAUAAUUCAGGAUUCGUGGACAACUCCUGAAUUAUGUUUCACAUGA
Messenger RNA from Macadamia integrifolia, 819 nucleotides. RefSeq lists its product as uncharacterized. Lineage: Eukaryota; Viridiplantae; Streptophyta; Magnoliopsida; Proteales; Proteaceae. The coding region runs from base 1 to 819 and encodes 272 amino acids. The transcript has a single exon. The record is from RefSeq and is a predicted model, not a curated record. Gene Ontology annotation, molecular function: zinc ion binding.